Messenger RNA from Ochotona curzoniae (black-lipped pika), 4130 nucleotides. It is a transcript of the gene ESCO1, whose product is annotated as establishment of sister chromatid cohesion N-acetyltransferase 1. Gene Ontology annotation, molecular function: protein-lysine-acetyltransferase activity. NCBI's taxonomy places the organism in Eukaryota, Metazoa, Chordata, Mammalia, Lagomorpha, Ochotonidae. Gene Ontology annotation, cellular component: chromatin; nucleus. The record is from RefSeq and is a predicted model, not a curated record. Gene Ontology annotation, biological process: mitotic sister chromatid cohesion. The transcript has 12 exons. Bases 645 to 3170 code for a protein of 841 amino acids.
ACCGCGCCUGCGCCGAGGAUGGCCGCGCGGGCUCGCCUUUCCCCGACGCCCGGCCCGUCCGAGCCGGGGUGAGAACUGCGUGACACGCACCGAGCGUGGCGGCCAUCUUCGUCUGGCGGGUACGUCAGCUGAGCCGCUUCGGGCUGAAGAGGAGCGUUGCGCAAGCGCAUCCAGGACGGUCCCAGGUGCUGUGUAGUGUGUUAAAAGCAGAUCAUAAGGAAUGGUUCUGUCAAUUUUUCCUGAGUUAUGGUGGCUGAAGUAUCAGUUGUGUCGUGUGGAAAGAGAAAUAACUGGCAACAUAAAAUACAAUCUAUAUUAAUACAGUGUUUUGUUAAGCAAAGGAGGUUCGGUAAGAACUACACAACAAAUUCAGCAAGCAAGGAAAGACACGUGUUAGCCUUAAGACAUGUUUCAAGUGAAUCGAAGUCCAGUGACUGUAGACUUCAGAAGAAAAAAGUUUUCAAAGAUUUUGUCUCCGGGAAUGACAAAACCUUAUUUGAAGCAAACUAAUAUUUUUGUUGAAAUGUGUAUCAGUAUCAAUUAAAGUUGGCUUUUAAGACCUGUUCCUCAGUCACAAAUACCAGCUAUUCAGCACGAAAAUCCUCUCAAAACCAACUCCGUGGAAAGGCAGACAUUACUCAGGAAUGAUGUCCAUUCCAGAGAAAUCAAAAGAAAGUUCCUCUAAAGUUAAUAAAAAAAGUGAAGAUAAGAAUUUAGAAAUAGGAACUCGGGAUUCUCCAAGGGAUCAAGCAAAAAAAUCAGGUGCAAAAGAAAGUGUAAAAUCACUGGUUACGGCUUUCAAUGAAAGUAAAAUAAGUCAGCCUGAAUUGGCAACACGCAUGAGUACGAGAUCAGCAAAGGCAGCAUCCCAUGACAGCAGAGCCAUCAAGUCCAGUAACAGAAAUGUGACCACUGUGAAGGGACAGCCCCAAGAAGCCUCGGCAAAGAAUAAAUUGUCUCAGAAGAAACUAGUGCAUGAAACUCCUAAAGCAAAUGAGCAGCUUAAUAGGAGAUCACAAAGGCUACAGCAGUUAUCAGAGGUUUCCACAAGGUCUUUGCGCAGUAGGGAAAUUCAGGGUCAAGUUCAAGCCGUUAAACAGAGCUUGCCACUAACAAGAAAAGAGCAUUGUAACAGUACUCAGAGUAAAUCGAAUCAAGUCAAAACAAGUAAGCAUGUGAAAAGGAAAGUGUUGGAAAUCAAGUCUGACUCUAAAGAGGAUGGAAAUUCAGCGAGUAAUGAAGUCAUAAAUUCCCCCAAAGGAAAAAAACGCAGAGUGGAGCCGCAGAUUGCAUGUACUUGUAGCCCUCCCCGCGCUCAGGGGUCUGAGAAGUGUGACCAGAAGACGAUUAGAAAGGAGGAAACGAAAUAUGUGCCUGCAACUUCUGAGGUAAAACGAUCAAAAAUGGCUACUUCAGGGGUCUGUAAAAAGAAUGAGGCGAAAUCGGGUCGCACACAGGUGAACACUAGUGUGGAAUCCCCGAGAAGUCCGCAGCCAUCUGCCCCUCAACAAAGUCUAGGUAACGAAUUGGAGCAAGCAGGAAAGAGCAAACGAGGUAGCAUUCUCCAGCUCUGUGAAGAAAUUGCUGGAGAGAUCGAGUCAGAUACUGUAGAGGUAAAGAAGGAAUCUUCACAAAUGGAAAGUGGAAAGGAGACGCCUACAGAAGUAAAAUUGGAAGAGAGCAGUGUUGAAAAGCAAAUACUUCAUCAAAAGGAAACAAAUCAGGACGUGCAAUGUAAUCGUUUUUUUCCUAGUAGAAAAACAAAGCCUGUGAAAUGUAUAUUAAAUGGAAUAAGCAGCUCAACUAAGAAGAACUCUAACUGGACUAAAAUUAAACUCUCAAAAUUCAACUCUGUGCAACAAAGUAAGUCAGACUCUCAAGUACCCCCUAAAUUGGGCUUUUUACGAACUGGUUUUUCACCGCUGUCUUUAGAAAGUCAUGAUUCGAUGACUCAAAGGACAUCUAUAGGGACAAAAACACAUGAUAAAUGUAUAUCUGGCCAGCAGAACAAAAUGAAAGAAAUUUAUUCUGAAGACGUUAAAGUUAAUGACAUUACACUUGAAAUUAAGGCUGUAAAAAGGGCUCCUGACAACUGCCAUUUGGAUAAACAAAUAAAAUCUUCUGACCCACCAUUGGAAAAUCAGACGAAACAUUCUUUUGAAUCCACACCAGAUAAGAAUUUCAGCUUAUGCUUGGAAUCCAAGUUGGAUAACUGUCUAGUGGAAAAUACUACUGCUGUUUCAACACCAUUCAGUCAAGCUAAAAUUGGCAUGGGAGAGAAUAAAUUUCCAGGUUCAUCUCCCAAACAGCACAGUACAGUGGAUGACCACACAUCUCAGAACGGUGAUAGCAGGGCGAUAUCACCAAAUCAUUUUUGGCCUAAGUGUAAUUCACAUUUUGAGAUAACAGUUCCAAAGGACUUGAAGCUAAAAGAAUCAGAGAAAGCUGAUGAAAAGCAGUUGGUCAUAGAUGCAGGGCAAAAAAGAUUUGGAGCAGUUUCCUGCAGUAUUUGUGGAAUGCUGUACACAGCUUCAAAUCCAGAAGAUGAAACACAGCAUCUGCUUUUCCAUAACCAGUUUAUAAGUGCUGUAAAAUAUGUGGGCUGGAAAAAAGAAAGGAUUCUGGCUGAAUAUCCUGAUGGCAGGAUAAUAAUGGUUCUUCCUGAAGACCCAAAGUAUGCCUUGAAAAAGGUUGAUGAGAUUAGAGAGAUGGUGGAUAAUGAUUUAGGUUUCCAACAGGCACCAUUAAUGUGCUAUUCCAGAACUAAAACCCUUCUCUUCAUUUCCAAUGAUAAGAAAGUAGUUGGCUGUCUAAUUGCAGAACAUAUUCAAUGGGGAUACAGAGUUAUAGAAGAGAAGCUUCCAGUUAUCAGGUCAGAAGAAGAAAAAGUCAGAUUUGAAAGGCAAAAAGCUUGGUGCUGCUCCACAUUGCCAGAGCCUGCAAUCUGUGGGAUCAGUCGAAUCUGGGUAUUCAGCAUGAUGCGGCGGAGGAAAAUUGCUUCUCGCAUGAUUGAAUGCCUAAGGAGUAACUUUAUAUAUGGCUCUUAUCUCAGUAAAGAAGAAAUUGCUUUCUCAGAUCCUACUCCUGAUGGAAAACUAUUUGCAACCCAGUACUGUGGCACUGGCCAAUUUCUGGUAUAUAAUUUUAUUAAUGGACAGAAUGCCACGUAAAAUAAAUUUUUGCCUGCAGUACUAGAAGAUGUCUGUUGAAGAGAUGGAUUGGUUGCUGACUUUAACCAGGAACUAGGGCCAUUUUUAUUACCAUGAACUCAGGACUGGCAACAACCAUGCGGUUGUUCCACUUUGAUAAAAUUGGAAACAAUGCAGUAAUAGUUUAUUGUUUUGUUUUUUAAAGAAGAUAUUUUAUUAUCUUUUACAGAUGUUUAUGAUGGAUGUAUUUUAUCUAUACCUAUUUAGACAUGUUUACAUGCAGCAGGUAAUUGUUCAUAGUGGACUGAAAACUAAUGCAAGGACUAUGGUCUCAGUGAUAAGUAUAUUUUGAAGUUCUUAAUAUGGCAAUAUACCAGUGUAGCUUGGUACUGUAUUUUUUUAUAUUGAUCUGCUGAUACCAAUUUUAGGGUUGAAAGUUGUAUUUUUGAAGUGGAAACCAAUUUGUUCAAAUUACUAUUCACAGAUCAUAAAAUAUUCUGUGCUGAAGAAUUUGCAGCUAAUUUGUAAAUAGGGCCUCAAGUUUACCCUGAAGAGACCCCUGUAAAAGGGAAAGUUCUGAUAAGCAGGAAGGACUCAUAGGGCUUUUCCUGGUGUUUUUUUUCUUUUUAAAGGCAGGAAAAAGUGAAAAGUGGCUAGAAUUGUGAUGGAUUAUUCUUUGAUUUUUGAUUCCCUUUAUUUAUUUAUUUUUUUAAGAAAUGACAACCUGGUAUAUCUAGCCUAAUUAGUUUCAAAGUUUGUGAAAGACAUAUGGAAUAGUGACUUGGUAUCUGUUACUCCUCAGAAAUACUGCACUGAGUAUACGCCCUCAUUACUGGACUUCAUUUCAUACUUGUCUGACCUUCCUAGUGCCCUCUAAUUUUAAAGGGUUUAUAUGUUGAUAAACUGCUGUGGCCUUUUAUAAACUGUAUAUAAUGUAGAAUAAAAUAAUAAAAUACUUGACAGCUUUUUCUAAGUGAUAAA